GCCUACUGGAAUAAAUAUAAUACAUUUCAAGGCUGUUUUGUAGUUCCUUGUUUCGCCGCAAACCCGCCAAUGGCGCUAUUGAACAGAACUGAUCUGGGACUAACAUGAAAAAGUAUUUUCAUUGUUUUGGUGCACUUUCCAGGUCGCAACCAACCACAACCACCUAUUUAAUCCACAAAACGCACACCAUUUGAGUUGUAUAAAAUGGCUAACAGCGAGGAUGAAAAGGAAGAGGAUGACACCGAGUGGAAAUACAGUUUCGUGGAUUCAAUCCCACUCAUUCCCGCUGCUGCUUCUGAUCCAAGCCUCAAUAGGACAUCAGGACCAACGCCUGCACACAGAGUCAUUUUGCAUUUUGACUUGGACUGCUUCUAUGCUCAGGUGGAAAUGAUCAGAAACCCUGCACUGAGAGAGGUCCCUUUAGGUAUUCAGCAGAAAUACAUCAUAGUCACCUGUAACUAUGUAGCAAGAGAUCUGGGGGUCUCUAAACUGAUGUCUGUGACUGACGCAAAGGAGAAAUGUCCUCAACUAGUGUUGGUUAAAGGAGAAGACCUGACACACUACAGAGAAAUGUCCUAUAAACUGACAGAGCUGCUCAUGUCCUACUGUCCACUGGUAGAGAGGCUUGGAUUUGAUGAAAACUUUGUAGACAUUACAAAGAUUGUAGAAAGAAGGCUAGCAGAGACACCAGAGUCUAACAACUUUUCAUUUAAAGGACACGUCUACAACCAUACUAGUGCAGAACUUGAAGCCCAGGAUCACCCAAGGUUGGCUUUAGGUUCACACAUUGCAGCAGAGAUUAGAGAAGACAUCAAAGGCAAACUGGGACUCACUGGCUGCGCUGGCAUCGCCACCAACAAACUACUGGCCAAACUGGUGUGUGGCACCUUCAAACCCAAUCAGCAGACCACCCUGCUGACAGAGAACAUUGAUGACAUUAUAGGCUCCCUGAGCAGUCUCCGUAAAGUACCAGGGGUGGGUUAUCAAACUUCUAAGAGACUUCAAGCCCUGGGAUUGGCCAGCGUGAAAGACCUUCAGCUCUUCCCAUUGAAUGAUUUGGCGAGAGAGUUUGGAGCUCCCAGCGCUCAGCGCUUAAAGAAUCUGGCCCUAGGAGUAGAUGAGUCACCUGUCACCCCUACUGGGGCCCCUCAGUCUCUUAGUGAUGAGGACUCUUUCAAGAAGAUAUCAUCAACUAAAGAAGUUUUGGAAAAGACUCGAGAGCUCCUGAGCAAUCUGGUGGAGAGGAUGCGGAAUGAUGGCAGGCAGCCUCAAACCUUCAGGCUGACCAUCCGUAAAUACUCUGCCACUAAUAAGUGGUUCAACCGGGAGAGUCGGCAGUGUCCGAUCCCAAACCACGUUGGACAGAAGAUCCCCUCCGAGAGCAGUGAAGAUGCUCUGGUCCUGCUGCUCCCUCUGGCCAUGAAGCUCUUCCACAAGAUGGUGGACAGCAGCGCCGCCUUCCACCUCACCCUACUUAACGUUUGCUUCAGCAACCUGCAGACCAAGGGGGCUGCCGUCAGCGGAAAGGGCUCGAUAACAUCCUUCUUCACACAAAGCACGUCACCUGGAAAAACACAACAAAUCUGCUCAUCACAAAUCCAGGAUUCCUCCUCUCAGAACGGGGGUAGUCACUGCUUGGAUCAUCCGGUUAGCACACACAGCGUGAUUACUCAACCUCCCUCAAAAAAGACAGUAACCACUAAAAGGUCUCGUAGCUCUGAGGCAGCAUUACACGGGACUACAAUAAAACAGAGCCCUGUUGUUGCUGUAGAAGACACUCGGAGAGUAUCCUGCAUGUCACACAGUGAAGAACUAGAUGUACCAGGGACACAUCAAUUGCCCCCACAUUUUGACCCUGAAGUGUUCAGGCUUCUCCCUGUGGAAAUCCAGAAGGAGCUGUUAUCCCCUGCCUACACAAACUCUCACCCAGGUACUUCAGUGAACUCAUCAGCUCUUAUUGAUCCCCCCUGCACAACACACGAGUCGUUUAAUGACUCGCAAAAAGACAUAAAAGAGGCUUUGAACAAAUUAGGUUCAUCUGAUAGGCCAACCACCGUGAAUCACCAGAGGCCUGCGGGCACAGUAGAGAACGUCAUGGAAGAAGGGAGAGCGUCAUUUUCCCGGUCUUCUGACUGCGAUUUUCCAGGAAAUGUGGACCCUAAGGUGUUUUCAGAGCUUCCGCCGGAUGUUCAGAGGGAGUUGAUGUCUGAAUGGAAGCAAAAGAAGCCGGUGUUGAAGACACCCUCAUCCAAAAAACCAGGAAGAAGCCUGACGACCAAAGACAGAAAGGCUGCAGGCAAAGGCAGUCAGGCAAACAAUCUGUUCAAGUAUUUCAAACCCAGUUAGAGAGGGACUAGUUACUUCUGCGUAAGGUAACUUAUUACAGUCAUCUCUUGUGAUCUAUUUUGUCAUGUUCUAUUAAAAAAUAUAUUUCCAUUUGUUCAAAAGUAAUACCACUGUGAAUUAAAACAUGACAAUAAUUUCGGACGUAUUAAAGAUAAUAUCAAAAUUACUUACAGUAUUUCUUUAAGUAAAAAAAUCAUAGCAAAAAUAAUACACAGUAAGACCCACAACAGCAUAUCAUUACACAGUUAAUGAAUGCGUCAUUGAUUUUGCCUAUUAAUGGCAUAUAAGAAACUACAGACUUAUGAAGUCAAUAAAUAAUGCUUAACUGUUGAAUUUGAUAAACAUUUCUGACAGUUUAUGAUUAAGGGGUUUCUCUUUUUCUUUCCACUCCUGUAUUUGAGUGUUAAUAUGCAGACAUUUAUUGUUUAUACAACUUUAUAUUGAUUUCAAAACGUUUACAAACGGCUUGAUUUGUUUCUGCCUUACACAUAAUGUUUGCAAUCUCAUUUUACCUAAAGUAAUCUUAUGUGACAAUCUGCAAACAUGGAUAAAAGUCAUUUUCAAAAUUAUAAGGGCACCGAAAUGAAGUCUUGUUUUUGUAUUUCCCCAUUGUUUAAAGAAGCAGGAUUACUUAGGGAUGGCUUAGCCUCUGGAAGUGGGGGCCCUCGUUCCUUGGUUGGACGAUUUCCGCUGAAAUCCACAGAGGCUUAUAUCGUCCACAUCAAGUUUUCAAAGAGCCCUUUUUUCCCCCUUUCAUGAGAAAUACCAGAAAACACAAGGUCUGUGAGUGCAGCCUCGCUGAGUUCCUGCUGAUCUGAAACUCCUCCCUGGAUCACAUGUAAGAAGGGGGAAAGGUUCAGGAUGUGCCAUAGCAUCAUGAUAGUGGAUACGUUAUUCUGUCAGGACGAGUUGAGUGAUAUCUGAAUGGGCAUUGGCACUACCUACAGAUAGACUGGUAAGGUAUAUUACUUUUUUGUCAUUUUAAGGUAGCUUUAUUUGUCUCAAUGGGUAUUUGAGGAAAAUCGUUUUGAUAAGGUUCUGUCAGAUAAAGACAGGGACUGUUGUUUCUGCAGUUUACAGUAUGGUGUUGAUGACUCAGCCUCUCCUCACUCAUCUGAUUCAAAGGAUACAAUACCAUGUACAUGGGAAAUAACUCCAAAUGUCAUAGUGUGGUGUUGAAAUCUGAGUUAACCCUAUAUAUUUUCUGAAUGCUCCUUCGCAAAUUGAAAUGUUGAAUAAACUGAAGGAAAUAAAUGCUAUUUUUCUCUG
Gymnodraco acuticeps is the source of this 3615-nucleotide messenger RNA. It is a transcript of the gene poli, whose product is annotated as polymerase (DNA directed) iota. The record is from RefSeq and is a predicted model, not a curated record. The transcript has 10 exons. NCBI's taxonomy places the organism in Eukaryota, Metazoa, Chordata, Actinopteri, Perciformes, Bathydraconidae. Bases 205 to 2346 code for a protein of 713 amino acids. Gene Ontology annotation, biological process: translesion synthesis. Gene Ontology annotation, molecular function: DNA-directed DNA polymerase activity; damaged DNA binding.